GUUCCACUCAGCCUCCCUCAUACUGACGUUCCCUUCCAGACCGGCUCCUGUUAGACUCCUGUUAUAAGUCGUUUGUCGACUCAGUCUCUGCUACGGCCAUUUUCGCUCGUUUCCUACGCAGCAUCAUCUCCGUCCUCUUCGCAUCUCAUUCAGCGAGCCCACUACCGCGCAUUCGUAUCGCAGGUCGAUCCCAUCUUCAACGACUAUUAUUGCAGUCCACGGCCUCAGCACAUACCGAUCCUUUAAUCACGUCACUUCUCAUCAUCAUCAUGUCGUCUUCCAACGUUGCCUUCGGUUCGCUCUCUGUUGCUCUCGCCCAGGCUAUCACCUACCUCACUCGCCCCCUUAUCGCUCGUUACUCCGCGGUGACCAUCAUCAAGCUGCAGCUCGCACUCGAGGCCAAUCUUACUGCGCAGUUCUCCCCAUCGUGGAGCCCGAGCGAGCCUCUCCGUGGCUCUGGGCGCCGCUGCCUCACUCUCACUCCCAACGGCCUCCCUCCUCGCACCAUCUACAACGCUUGCAAGUCCGCUGGCGUUCAGUGGUCCGAGUGGAUUGCACUCCUUGGCAACGUGGAGUUCGAUCUCUUCAUCGAUCCCGGCUGCGUCUCUGUCCGCUUCGGAAGCUGGGACUCGGGCAAGGUCGGCAAGUUCUUCACGAUCUGGUCCGAGGACACCAUCGACAUGAUCGAGCAAAAGAGGGCCGCUGCGGACAAGGAGGCGCGUCUUGAGGCCGAACUUAAGGCUCAGGCUGCUGCCCGCGCUGCAUGCAAGCCCACCAAGACCUACGCUCAACAGCUGCUCGAGGUCGACCAGGACGACGAGGAGCUCUUUGCCUUGAUCGCCGACGAGAUCCGCGAGCCCACUUGGCUCACGCCCAUUCUCUGCGAGUUCCCCUCCAUCCCUGCCCCGGCACGCGACAUCACGUCCUCUCCCAUGUCUACCGUUUCCACCCUCUCUUCGCAUUCGCGCUCGAGCUCUUCCAGCUCGAGCUCCGGCUUCACCUUCUCGUCCGUCGAGAGCGGCGACUCUUACGGCUCUUCUUCGACCAUCUCCCAGUCGUCUUGCGCUCUCUCGCCCUCGGACGAGAAGCCCAAGCCCAAGCUGUCUCGCCGCGAGCGUGCCCGCCAGGCGCGCGUCUUUGUCGACUCCUCUAAGAACCAGGUCACCAACUACGACGGCGGCAAGACGACCGUGCUCACCGGCGGCGUUAUGCUCGGCGGCGGCCCUACUCCCAAGGCGAAACCGGCUCCUGCUGUUGCGCCUAAGAAGGCUAGCGGCUCCAACUUCCAGAGCACGAACUGGCGCUCCUCCACUCGCGCCUAAGCGUGACCAUCUUUCCUUCUGCUUCCGAACCUUUGCUCUGGACGAGAUCCACGACUCUGGCGCGCCUCGGCCGUGCCAAGAUGCCCUUUACACGAAAAUCCACGAAAAGCAUCAAGAUCGCCCACAUACCCUAUCCUACAUCAUCGCGCGCUUCAGCGCCCUAUUCGUCUCCGCUUCUCCGCUCUCCACUGUUCUGGUCGAAUGUGUAGCAUGAACUCCAUCCUGUGUCGAACAAUCUGGACUCUCGGUAACUAUAUCACUAGCUAGGCACUUUGUAAUUCCUACGGCUCCGCAUAUCUUUCUGUCUUCAUAGCACAUCUUCACCUUCAUUUGCACUUGCACAGGUCUGGAACAUUCACCUUCAUUGUAUAUUCGUAUCUUUAUGUGGCCAUAGCUCUCGCUGUAGUAUAUAACAAGCCGAUUUUGGUCUGGGAACCUCAACACAACUCCGCGUCCCCUGCGUGUGUAUCCUCGAGACAAGACGAUAAAGUGCUUCGAAGUGGUCUCAAUCGCACCGAUUGUUACGAGCGCGUGACGUCAAACGUCGAGACAAGUGGAGGAGCGAUAGUCUGGAAUGCGACGAAUUUCCCAAUAUGCUGGCACUCUGCUGGAUUCAACAGGUCCACAGGCCGGAGAGUUUGGCGCCGAUCAACUCACGUCGGUGUUAGUCCCGCUCGAAUAGGCGAGACCGGAGUCACAGUGGGGCCCGGGGUUGGUGUCGGAGCACUGAUGAGGACCAAUGGUCUGUGCUCACUGCCCCCGCCGGGGCAUCCACUCCGUCGAUUUCCUUGUCACAGUGGGACAGAAGGGCUGCUGCACUCGCGUUGACUCGGCGAG
Messenger RNA from Dichomitus squalens LYAD-421 SS1, 2159 nucleotides. RefSeq lists its product as uncharacterized. Bases 270 to 1322 code for a protein of 350 amino acids. The transcript has 2 exons. Gene Ontology annotation, cellular component: cytoplasm; nucleus. Gene Ontology annotation, biological process: negative regulation of mitotic cell cycle; negative regulation of cell population proliferation. NCBI's taxonomy places the organism in Eukaryota, Fungi, Basidiomycota, Agaricomycetes, Polyporales, Polyporaceae. The record is from RefSeq and is a predicted model, not a curated record.